UGACAAUAGAGUCACGUGAACAAACCAGCAGCAUCGGAUCAGCUGUUUUUGACAAUUGUGUGAAUUUUGAUGAAUUUGGUAGUGUGUGUGUUGAUCAAAGGAAUAAUAACGGAAUCUAAGGGCUCAUACUUUGGUAAUGAGAGACUUGAAUUAAAACAAUGGGAGGUGGUGGAAGGGAGAAAACGGCAAACGGGAAGUCGACGGAAAACGGCGACACAAAUCAAAGUUCGCCGAAGUCUACCGACAAGUUACAGAAACAGUCCGAGGAGGACGAUGAUAGGAUUCCCCCGCCGGACGGGGGGUGGGGAUGGAUGGUGGUCUUGGCGUCAUUUAUCAUCCAUGUGAUAGCUGAUGGCAUUGUGUAUUCAUUCGGCAUUUUCUACAUCGAAUUUCUUGAUUAUUACAAAGGCGGGAAGGGCGAGACGGCGUGGGUUGGAUCGUUGGUGCCUGGAGUUACCUUAAGCGUCGGUCCUCUGGCGAGUAUAUUGACAAACAAGUACGGAUGUCGGGCGUGCACUAUAGCGGGGUCCAUUAUAGCGUCGGCUGGCUUUGUCCUCAGUCUGGCGGCGCCAAAUCUCUACUUCCUCUACUUCAGUUUCGGCAUCAUGGCGGGCCUGGGGUUCGGUUUGAUAUACCUGCCGGCCAUCGUGAGCGUCGGCUAUUACUUCGAGGAAAAGAGGGCGUUUGCCACAGGCCUUGCCGUCUGUGGUAGCGGUCUGGGGGCUUUCAUUUUCAACCCGUUCUCCAAGUACCUUAUUGACGAGUUUGGGUGGCGCGGCGCCAUUCUCAUUGAGGCGGGGAUUAUCCUAAACUGUGUUAUUUGUGGGGCUAUGUUCAGACCUUUACAGCGGCGGAAAGGCGUUAAAGGUGCAGGCGGGAAGAGUGGUGGUAAUAAGGAAAAACAGCCCUUAAUGAUGAAGGAUUCGGAACUUGUAAAGGACCGUUUAGAGUUGGAGUUAGUUGUGCAUGCGCACGGAGAUGAUGAUUACACGACCGCCUCUCAGCCAUCCUCCCCAAAUCACGUGGUCAGUCAGAUGACGUUGCUGGACGCGCCGCCUCGUAGGGAGACUGCGUUAUUCCGGAGCGAGGGGGCACUCCACCGGACGGGCAGCGGGCAUAAGCCAGUGGUCCCCUCGCCGCUCACAGUGGACAGCACGGGGCAGCAGCGGCCGCCGGGCGUGAGGCGGCAACACUCAGAGGACCACCAUCACUACCACCAACACCACCAUUAUAACCACCGCAGCGGUGCGCGACACCCCACUGCUCUUGGCGGGAACCUGUACGGCAGCGGGAGUCUGAUGAAUAUAUCCCUGCAGCGCUCGCAUCCAGCGCUGUACAUCGCCUCGAUCGCCUCCAUUCCGCACGAACAUACGGACAUUCAGAAGAGACUGUGCUGCUGUCUCAUCCCCGCCGACUUGUACUUCUCACUCAAGCAAAUGUGUGAUCUCAGCCUUUUGAAAGACUAUGUUUUCCUCAUGUUCGUUAUUUCUAACUUUUUCACGAGCAUUGGCUUCAAUAUGCCGUUCAUAUUCCUCACCGAUCGUGCCGUUGACGAAGGGAUUAGUGAGGAGGAUGCAAAAUGGCUCGUCUCGGCGAUAGGAAUUUCCAACACGGUGGGGCGGGUACUAUUUGGCUUCCUAGCGGAUCGUCGAGGUGUGAACAGGCUCAUGUUGUAUAACUGCGCAUUGACAAUCUGCGGGGUGGCCACGGCGCUCUGUCCCCUCUGUUACAACUUCUCACUACUUGUUGUCUACGCCUGUGUGUUCGGACUGUUCAUAGGAGUGUACGUAUCGCUGACGUCAGUGGUGCUGGUUGACCUGUUGGGUUUGGAAAUGCUCACAAACUCAUUCGGACUACUGCUGAUGUUCCAGGGCAUAGCUACACUUGUAGGACCACCAAUUGCUGGGUGGCUUUAUGACGGCACCGGAAGUUAUGACAUUUCCUUCAUCGUGGCGGGCAUUGUCGUGGCAUUUAGUGGCGUUAUGUUGUUCUUCAUUCCACUCGUGAGAAAGUGCCUUAUCAUAGACGACGAAUCAGUGUCGGGCGACGAGAUUGCGAUAGAAGAUGGCGAAGCUGUGUAAAGAAUAUGGAGUUAAAUGUAUGGCGUCUUAAAUAUGGCGUUGGAUACCAGUAACCUAGUUGAUCCCUUGACCUGGCCCCUAUUUCUCGAAACUACUCAAGUCCCUUAUACAUGUAACAUGAUAUAACAUGAUGAUGCUAUGCUCACUAUUUUGAUUUGAUAUGAUUCGGUAAUAUUUACUUCUUUAAGGGUUUUUAGACUUCAAUAAAGAAUAAUAUUUAUUAUAUUCACAAUAAAACCUUUUUUAUUUAUCAAAAUCAAAUUUAAGUAUGUACUUAUUGGAAUAAGAAACUACAGCCUGUUAAGCUUAAGAGGUUUCGAAAAAAGGGGCCCGUUAUGAUAGGCCAUGGAUUAGGUGAAUCUUGGAUCGAACCGGGUACCAUUUAUGAUAGUGGCAGACAACAAUUCCACUUUAAGGACACAUAAAUAACUGACGGAGCUUAAGUGUAUGACUUUCAGACCGAUGACGAUUAUGAGGGCAGAUGUUUAUUAAUAAUGACGCUGAUAUAAAUCUGUGUUUAUAAAACAUGUUAUGUGUUAAAACAUUUAGUUUAAUCAAAAAAAAGGAAUUAAGGCCGCAUGGUUAGUAGUUUUCUUAUAUAAUGUAGUGAUCCUUAAUAACUUAUAAAUGAUAGUAAUAAAGACGGUGCAGAUCUUCCCACAAUCUACUCGAAGAUUUAUUGUAUAAUAUAACUUUACAAGUGGCACCUCCAGUCUGGUCUGAAGUUUACAGCAGCAUAUUUCAGACAUACUAAAACAAGUCAAGGAUACUUAUUUUAAAAUUGCUUUCUAUUUUAUUUCAUUUUUAUGUUGUUGUUUAUUGUAUUAAUUGGAGAGUAUUUUUUCCGAGCCUUCCAUUUCUUACAGUUGGACGGACUCAAUCACAGCAGGAUAUCACAAUUGCUUAAAUAUAUUUAAAGCGAGCAAUGUUCGAAUUAUACAAGCAAUAUAUUCGCAAUAUAAUGUCUGUAUUUUUUUUUAGUUCAAGUAAUCUAUUUAGACUAGUGCAAUAUGUUUGUAAUCAUUUUCAUACUUGGUACAGUACAAAAUCUAAUAAAAAAAGUGUGUAAAGACGCAUGUUGUAUUUCGUCAACAUUUUGUAUUUUAUUUAUGUUAAGUAUUUGUCUCACAGAUGCCUCCCUCGUUUGAAUAUGCCAGGUAUAUUUACUGCCACAUAUGUAUAAUGUAAACUUGAUAUAAAACAGUUUUUAAACAUUUUAGAAACAGUUAUUAUGAUAAGAUAAAAAGGAGUAUGUUGUUACUUGCUCGCCGAUGGGUCUUGCGCCUAACACUCAUCGCCCUCCACCUACAACACUGUGUUUUAAAGACAAUGUUGAAUGUCUCUUGCCCUUGAACUUUAAAUUCAUUCAAGAUAUAUAAACGUAACUCGGAACACAUGUUGCCAGAUACGAUACGCACUUGUUUAGCAAGGCGCAUAACUCUUAUAGAAAUUAUGCUUAUAUGAAUUAUGCCCCUUGUUCGACUAAAAAAAUAAAAGACGUGCGAUGGCAUUUGCUCCGCGGCGCUAUUUGUUUUUGUCUUAACAUUGUACUUGUACGUCUUAAUGUAAACAUUAUGCAAUAAAUGAAAUAUAUAUUGACAAA
Mya arenaria is the source of this 3684-nucleotide messenger RNA. RefSeq names its product monocarboxylate transporter 12-like. The record is from RefSeq and is a predicted model, not a curated record. Lineage: Eukaryota; Metazoa; Mollusca; Bivalvia; Myida; Myidae. The transcript has 7 exons. The coding region runs from base 159 to 2081 and encodes 640 amino acids. Gene Ontology annotation, biological process: transmembrane transport; monocarboxylic acid transport. Gene Ontology annotation, molecular function: monocarboxylic acid transmembrane transporter activity.